This is a messenger RNA of Manihot esculenta (cassava), 2126 nucleotides long. RefSeq names its product phosphoinositide phospholipase C 2. The record is from RefSeq and is a predicted model, not a curated record. Gene Ontology annotation, biological process: phosphatidylinositol-mediated signaling; lipid metabolic process. The transcript is spliced from 9 exons. NCBI's taxonomy places the organism in Eukaryota, Viridiplantae, Streptophyta, Magnoliopsida, Malpighiales, Euphorbiaceae. The coding region runs from base 128 to 1747 and encodes 539 amino acids. Gene Ontology annotation, molecular function: phosphatidylinositol-4,5-bisphosphate phospholipase C activity.
AAGCUAACAACUAACCACCAUUCUUCUUCUGGAACAUGAAAAAAACCUGUAAAGGCUUUUGGAUAAUGGCAAGUCCACGGCUAUAGACAUUAGACACUGCGUUUUCUGCUUCAAUCACUGGUUCAAUAUGGCGGUGCCGAAGGAGAUCAAGGCAUUGUUUGAACGGUACUCCGACGAUGGCAUCAUGACCAUUGAUCAUCUCCGCAGGUUUCUCGUUGAGAUCCAAAAGCAAGACAAUGCUACCGUCGGCGAUGCGCAGGACAUAUUUUAUCAUCUUCACGAGCUCGAACUAGGUCUCAAUCUUGACGCCUUUUUCAAAUACCUUUUCAGCGAUAUUAACCCGCCUCUCGAUCCUAAACUUGGGGUACACCAUGAUAUGACUGCUCCUCUGUCACAUUAUUUCAUAUUUACUGGGCAUAAUUCAUAUCUAACUGGGAAUCAACUUAGUAGUGACUGCAGUGAUGUUCCCAUCAUAGACGCUUUGCAGAAAGGAGUGAGAGUGAUUGAAUUGGAUUUAUGGCCUAAUUCCAAUAAGGAUGAUGUGGAUGUUCUUCAUGGGAGGACACUGACAACACCCGUGGAACUUAUUAAGUGUUUGAGGUCUAUCAAGGAACAUGCCUUUACUGCAUCUGAUUAUCCAGUUGCUAUAACUCUAGAAGACCACCUUACUCCAGAUCUUCAGGCUAAAGUGGCUGAGAUGGUCACUCAAACAUUUGGAGACAUCCUGUUUUUUCCUGGCUCAGAAGGCCUAAAGGAAUUGCCCUCCCCAGAAUUUUUGAAGAGACGAAUUAUCAUAUCUACCAAACCACCAAAGGAAUACCUCGAGGCCAAAGAGAAAAAGGAGAAGGAUAGUGAAGAUGCUGAUGAUAUGAAUGAUUUGGAUGAAGACUGUGAUGAUGAGGAUGAGGAUGAUGAAGGAGAUAUAACAUCAAAGCGAUAUGUAGCACGAGAGUAUAAACAGUUAAUUACUAUUCAUGCGGGAAAGCCUAAAGGUGGACUAGAAGAAUGUUUCAAAGUGGAUCCUGAGAAAGUGAGACGUCUUAGCUUAAGUGAGCCACAACUUGAAAGUGCUGCAGAAGCUCACGCAAAAGAAAUUAUCAGGUUUACCCAGCGAAAUAUACUUAGGGUGUAUCCAAAGGGCACUCGUAUUGACUCGUCCAACUACAAUCCACUAAUUGGGUGGAUGCAUGGUGCUCAAAUGGUUGCUUUUAAUAUGCAGGGACAUGGAAAAUCACUUUGGUCAAUGUAUGGAAUGUUCAGGGCCAAUGGUGGGUGUGGUUAUGUGAAGAAACCAGAUUUUCUGUUGAAGUCUAGCUCUCAUGGCUUUGAUCCUAGAGUUGAGUUGCCUGUAAAAACAAUAUUGAAGGUGAAAGUAUAUAUGGGCAAAGGAUGGUCUGAUGAUUUCAAAGGCACAAGUUUUGAUGUAUUUUCUACACCAGACUUUUAUGUUAGGGUAGGGAUUGCUGGUGUCCCUGCAGAUUCUGUAAUGAAGACAACAGAGGCACGUACGAACACUUGGACACCUGUGUGGAACGAGGAACUUAAGUUCCCAUUAACCGUUCCUGAACUGGCUCUGCUGCGCAUUGAAGUUAAUGAAUAUGACAUGUCUGAGAAGGAUGACUUUGGAGGCCAAACAUGCCUUCCCGUAUUCGAAUUAAGAAGAGGCAUUCGAGCAGUUCCACUCUAUAACUUUGAGGGAGAGAAGUAUAAUUCUACAAAGCUCCUUAUGCAGUUUGAUUUUGCUUGAGACUAUUAUCCGUUCAUAACUAUCUCUACUGCCUGCCCUUAAAAUAUACACAUAUGUGAAGCUAGUUCUACUUGUUGAUGCUGUGAGCUGUUGUCUGAAUACUCAGCAGCUGUAGAACACAAUAACAUCUGCCCAAUUCGUUUCUGCUCUUAGUAAGUAGUCUCAAUAAGAUGGUCCAGUAGGCAGCAGGGUCCUGGCAAAUAUAAUUUAUGUUAUUGCAAAUAAGAAUCUUGUUUUUACUGAUUCUGUUGUUGUUUCUCUAUGCAAUUUAGGAAUCUCAUCCUGGCAAGUAUAGUUUUAUUGUAAUGUAAAUGAGAAUCUUCUUGUUGUUGUUGUUUUUUCUUUUUUUAUCAUAAAAAAAUCUUGUGUUUUCACUCGA